CACCAACUCCAGAGUCGGACAGGACUAGACUUAAUGUCAGGGGGAAACCUUUACCUAUUUUUAAACUUGUUGUGGAGUUUAUCACAACCAGCCCAGAUUCCUGAAAUUAUGGGCUUGGAACCCUAGAAUCUCUCUUGAACUUACAGCCAGAAUAUUCAUGCCACUUGCUUGCUAUUUCACAAUAUGUACAUUUCUCAAUUAUAUAACAAAUAAUCCUGUUUUGAUGAGACCCACAUCCAAGGAUGCACAUUUCCAUCUCAUUGGCUGAAGCAUUGCCAAGUGCCAAACUAUAACAUGCAGGCCAUAGGGGUGUCAUACAACUAUAUGAGGAAGGGUGAAAACUGAAUGUCUCUCAAAACCUGAUAAGAAUGGCUUCUACACUCCAGUAUCAUCUCUUGUAUUCUGCCAUAGUUUCACUUUUCUGCACAGGAUGCACAGAAGUGACAUACAGUGACCUCGAAGAUGAAAUGUCCUACUUAUAUCCAGAUGAAGAAGAGUUAUUUGAAGAGGAGGACCUGGCCAUUGACUGCAGAGAUACCUACUACGAUUCGAUAGCUUUGCAUUGCUGGCCCAAAUUUCACUUUGUCUUUGUGGCUACGGAUGAGAGCAACCAGUGUCUCUGGGAAACAAUUGGCAGUAUUUAUGGUGAACUUGCUCUCUGUACUGGGCUGCUGGCUGAAGGUAUGGGCUGCCCCAUAUCUAGCCCCACCUUGGAUGCCUUCUUUGUGAAAAUCCACAAUGAGUACUUUGCCAACUGCUCUCUGCCCACCAGUACCUUUGUCACCCAGCCAUCCAUAGGAACUGUCACCAUCUUGACCUUCUUGACUGUCUGCCUGGUGCCCAUCUCAGUUGUGCUUCUGCUCCGCAAGAUCUGAAGGGCUAAAUGUACAUGGCGAACUACCUUAUCAUAGAACAGCCCUAGAAAUGGACUUUUAGCUUGUGUCAAUGUUCUAUGUUUAGCCUUGAAGAUGAACAAGAACAAUUGGAUUCACAUGUGAGACUCUGGUUGUCAGGAUGACUGAGUCUACUGUACAAUGGAGCGAGUGUUAAGUUGAUGAUUCGAAGGGGGGAAAAUACCAUGGUUCCAUGUAAGUAAUAUUAAGGAUUUUCUGCCCCCUUUCAGUCUGGAAAUGUGUCUUCAAAAUAGCUUCAAUUUGAUCAGACUGUGUUGGUUUCGUUCUCACACUGCAGUACUGACUCCAAGGUACAUUAAAGAGUCAGUAUCAUAGCCACACCAUUUUACCUUGUUCAGAUUUGAAUACGAGGUCUUCCCAAAGAUUAUUAAAUGGUGCAAACAGAUUAUAGGCAGCCUGCGGCCCCUUGACUGCUCUUUUCUCCUUGUACCCCUUUCUUGUUGUGUUAUUUCAAUGUGGUAUAUUCAGUGGGAUAUAUGUCUUUUUUCAAAGUCCAGACUACACCAUCUCUUCCAUAAAUAUCAAAUUUAGGUGAUGACUCCCAAUAGAAAUAGAUAUAGUUGUGUGUUUGAGGAAUCUUGAAUUUUGAAGAAGUACCAAUUAAAAACCUCAACCCAAUCCAGCCUGAACUUCUGAAUUAAAUUUCUUCACUCCAUAUUCCAGGAAUAUUGACUUUUAUUGCUUUCAUAUGUCAAUUACUUUAAAGACUUGGAAGACCUGCUUCAUGCUGCUCUUUGAAGGGUUGGCAUCAUGAUUUGCACUUUUCUGUUUCUUAUUAUAUUCUGUCCCACUCCCAUAACAAUCCAUAAUGAUCCUUUCAAAAUGUUAGCUUUCAUAUUACUUCAACAGUGUAUCUAGGCACAUAUUCAAGGCUAUGGCACUCCAUGAAACAGAACUUGGACUGAAUAGACAUUCCAAUUAGUACAUGGACGGGGAGCCUGCAGCCAUAAGCCUUUCCUACUUUGCUUUCUAUGCUUGCUGUGGCAAUGUCUGAAUGGACCAGAACUACAUCUCUCCCUUCCAUUUUACUUUGAUCCCACACUGUACAUGUAGUUUUCCCUACUGCUAUGACACACCUCCCAAGAUCCUUUCCAGAUUGGAUUUUGGCUAUUGAUAUUUUCCAAGUUUCUCAUGUUUGAAAUAUCUGUUUGAAACAUCUGUGCUCACUGAAGAACACAUUGCCAAUAUACCACUGGUGGUUGGUUGCUUCCUUGCCAGACAGAUGGUGGAUCUACUCUGGGUUUUAGUCCAAACCUUAAAAGAGCUAAGGUGAUGGAUGUAUUCACUGGAAUAUGCAUCAGCACCUUGGAUAGCUCCAUUGAAGUGAUUUAAUGCCUAGUGAACGAGGAAGCUACUAACCAUUACUUGCACCUUUGGGAGGUCCACAUUCUAGAACAGAAUUUUUCAAGCUGCUCCUCCAGAUGUUUUGGACUUCAGCUUCCACAAUUCCUAACAGUUGGUAUGCUGUCUGGGAUUUAUGGGAGAAGAAGUCCAAAACACCUGGAGGAGCACAGUUUCAGAAACACUGUUCUAGAUAUAAAAAAUACUCUUUAAGCACUUGGAAAUCACACAUACAUUUGAGCAUAACUUAAAUAAUUUUUGAGUAUUAUCUUUGUGCUUGAGCUUAUGAUAUUGAAAUCUUUUGCUUCCCUACUUUGUAGUUUAGUAUCAGCAAAUAUUUGAUAAAUAAUGUUUACCAUAAAAACAA
Anolis carolinensis (green anole) is the source of this 2622-nucleotide messenger RNA. RefSeq names its product receptor activity-modifying protein 1. Gene Ontology annotation, biological process: calcium ion transport; regulation of G protein-coupled receptor signaling pathway; intracellular protein transport. Bases 369 to 875 code for a protein of 168 amino acids. NCBI's taxonomy places the organism in Eukaryota, Metazoa, Chordata, Lepidosauria, Squamata, Anolidae. Gene Ontology annotation, molecular function: coreceptor activity. The record is from RefSeq and is a predicted model, not a curated record. The transcript is spliced from 5 exons. Gene Ontology annotation, cellular component: membrane; cell surface; signaling receptor complex.